Molecule: messenger RNA, 2040 nt
Organism: Lampris incognitus (smalleye Pacific opah)
Lineage: Eukaryota; Metazoa; Chordata; Actinopteri; Lampriformes; Lampridae
Gene: adck5
Product: aarF domain containing kinase 5
Exons: 15
Coding region: 296-2011 (571 amino acids)
Source: RefSeq, a predicted model, not a curated record
CCAGAACGGCGUGUGUGCCAGCAGCAACACUUAACCAGGAGCGGGGAGGCUGUGGCGGUCCAACGUUACGCUGAAUUUAGCCGGCAUUCACUGACCGGCUUCGGCGAGUUCAUGGCAUCGGAGACGCCCAGCGUGGUAAACUGACACGGCUUUUAAGCGGCAUAUUAGAAAGCUCGAUUCGUUGUAGCCUUGGCUGAUGUUUGCUAGCUAACGGCUAGCUGGCCCCGUUCUCCGCUAAGGGCUAUUGCCCCCACGACCAAGGAAGGUACGAAGUAAAGGCGGUUAAGCAGAAUCUAUGCGGUUGUGUCUUCACCACAUGGCCCUGCUCCGCAGACGACCACACCCCGGGUCACCUGUCCGGCUGACCAGAUCCCUCAGUUCACUCAGGGAACGGAGGAGCAGAGGGCUUUUAUGGAAGGCUUUUCUCGGUGUCUCUGUUGGUGUGCCUGUGGUAGUGGGUGUCCAAUACACUGUGUCAGAACCCCGAGAGAGGAGGAAGAUGAGAAUAGUAAUUGAAGGAUUCGGUCGCUUUUGCAGAUCUUUGUCAGUUGGACUCUUUAUCUCAGUGGAUUACUGGUGGACCACCAACGUGGCAUUACGUGGUUUAGAUGAGAACAGCCCAUCCUACUUGGCUGGGAUGGCAUCUUGCCACCAGAGGGCUGCAGAUUACAUGGUGGAAGGCGCUGUGAAAAACGGAGGAAUUUAUAUCAAACUCGGCCAAGGCCUGUGUUCCUUCAACCACCUCCUACCCCCAGAAUACAUCCGUACCCUGCAGGUUCUGGAGGAUAAAGCCUUGAACAGGGGAUACAAAGAGGUGGAUGCUCUCUUUCAAGAGGACUUCAACAAAACCCCCAACCAGCUAUUCAAAAAGUUUGACUAUGAACCAAUUGCUGCCGCCAGCUUAGCUCAGGUUCACAAGGCUGAACUGUCUGAUGGAACACCUGUAGCUGUGAAGGUGCAGUACAUUGACCUCAGGGAUCGGUUUGAUGGAGAUAUCAGGACCUUGGAGAUCCUCCUUGACAUUAUUAAGGUCAUGCACCCGAGCUUUGGUUUCCGAUGGGUCCUCAAGGACUUAAAAGGGACAUUGGCUCAAGAGCUGGAUUUUGAACAUGAGGCAAGGAACUCUGAGCGGUGUGCAGAGGAACUAAAACACUUCAAAUUUAUUGUUGUUCCCAAAGUCUACUGGGAGCAAACAAGUAAGAGAGUGCUGACGGCCGAGUUCUGUGAAGGUUGUAAAAUCAACAACGUGGAGGAAAUUAAAAGGCAAGGACUGAGUUUGAAAGAUGCGGCGGACAAACUGAUCCGGACAUUUGCUGAGCAAAUAUUCUACACUGGCUUCAUUCACGCCGACCCGCACCCCGGUAAUGUUCUAGUGAGACGUGGUCCUGAUGCCAAGGCAGAGUUGGUCCUCUUGGACCAUGGGCUGUAUGAAUACCUCAGUGAAAGGGAUCGAGAGUCCCUCUGUAAACUGUGGAGGUCCAUAGUCCUGAGAGAUAAGCAAGACAUGAAAGAGUAUUCCUCUGCCCUUGGGGUUAAACAGUACUUCCUCUUCUGUGAGAUGCUGCUGCAGCGACCAAUCAACAUGCGGGAACUGGGCCUGUCCAACAUCCUGAGCAGGGAGGAGACGGCCUACAUGCGGGACAUGGCCGUCCACCGCUUUGAAAGCAUCAUGCAGGUUUUAAAGGCCAUGCCCCGGCCCAUGCUGCUGGUCUUCCGCAACAUCAAUACUGUCCGGAGCAUCAACAUCACUCUGGGCACGCCAGUGGACCGUUACUUCGUUAUGGCCAAGAGUGCCGUGCGAGGCUGGGGGAAGAUCCAGGCGGAGAAGCCAGGGAUCUUACCCAGGCUGUGGGUGCUGCGCUGGAUAAGGAUGGCCUGGGAGAGUCUCAAGUUUGAGGUGGCUUUAAGAUCGGAGAUCGCGCUGAUCAGUCUGACGCGGUCGUACGUGAACCUGCUGUCUUACUUCGGCCUUUUAUCCCUGGACGCCGAGAUGUACGAGUACCUGAGAUAAGAGAAGGAGCCCGCCAUGCUCCACAUGAA